AUGGAUUAAUAAGCAAGGAGGAUUAAUACUUCCCUUUCUAUGAGUAAUGCAACAUCAGUUUAUACUUUGCGAAAUUAUAUGUUAAAAAAAUUUAAGUAACUGCUAAACAAUCUAAGUCAUGGUAAAAUUUUGAAAAAUGAGGUGAGUAAUUUAGAUUUGGAGCCUUGUAUUUAAUUAAGAGGUGGUGGUUGUUGUGGAACGAAACAAAUUCAUUCUGAUAUAAUAUAAGGCAAUUAAAAUUUUGAAGAAAAUUUUGCAUCCAAAUUAUAAACUUAUACUAAUAUCAUUAUUGAAAAAUCGUUGAGCUUUCAAGAUAAGAUGAAUCAAGAGGAAAUCAUGACUGCAUUUUAAUGGUUUCACAACCACAAAGAGUAAUUUAAUAUUAUUUGUAAAGAUGAUGCUUUAAACUCAUAAUUUUAUGAACUUAUAGAAAGGAUUGUAGAAUAAUUAAUGAAAUAACUUAUAAUUUAUUUAAAACUCUCUGGGUUCCUAUUCUAUUUGUUACUCUAAAUUUGUAAUGAUUUAUUUAGAAUAAUAUUUUCAUAUUAAUCAAAGAAUGGAGAAAGGUACAUGUAAGAGGAGUUACAUAAGAGAUUUUUAGAAUAUAUUUAAGAAAUCGAGUCUUAAAUCUAAGUAGAAGCGAUUAAUAUUUGGCUUAAUGGAGUAGAUUUUGAGCUCAAGAUGAUUAAGACUUGUAUUGCUCAUUGUAGGACAAACUCUGAAAAAGGGAAGGAAUUAGCCAUAUCUAUUAUGUCUGGAUUGAUCUCAUCGCNGUAAAAACUGUUAUUUAAUAGAUUUGGGAAUAAAGUGUAAAUUAAUAAUUGAAAUAUCUAGUUACAAUUAGAGAGUUAAAGAAAAAUUCUUUUUGGUUAUUAAUUAAUAAUAAAAAUAAUAAGCAUUAGAAAUAACUGCAAAUAGUGAUUCAUCUUUUUUCUCUUUCCUCAAAUAAAACUAAGCCUCUAUAAAAAUCUAGUUUAUUACAUAUAUCAAGCUAAUCAUUUUGUAAAAAUCUUUAAGAUAAUGA
This is a messenger RNA of Paramecium octaurelia, 1024 nucleotides long. The record is from the annotation of a GenBank genome assembly. Lineage: Eukaryota; Ciliophora; Oligohymenophorea; Peniculida; Parameciidae.